CUGAUAAGAACUGCGAAUUCCAUAUUCUUGAAGAACUUUGCGUUACCUGCCUAUAUGAGCUGUUGUCGCAUUGUCCAAUCAAAAUGCUGUGUGGAGCGCGCGCUGUCACUAGUCCAACGCUUUAGUCGGUGUCAAAUGGCUUCAACAUGGCAAAGCGUUCAGUCCAUGCGCCAGUGGAUUUUAGAGAAUGGAGAUAAAAGGACAGACCCAUGGCUACUGGUCUACUCCCCCAUGCCAGUGGCCAUUAUAUUCCUCCUCUAUCUUGGUGUGGUCUGGGCUGGGCCCAAGCUGAUGAAACGCAGGGAACCAGUUGAUCUCAAGGCUGUACUCAUUGUCUACAACUUCGCCAUGGUCUGCCUGUCUGUCUACAUGUUCCAUGAGUUCUUGGUCACGUCCUUGCUGUCUAACUACAGUUACCUGUGUCAACCUGUGGAUUACAGCACUAGUCCACUGGCGAUGAGGAUGGCCAAAGUAUGCUGGUGGUUUUUCUUCUCCAAGGUCAUAGAAUUGGCUGACACGGUGUUCUUCAUCCUGAGGAAGAAGAACAGUCAGCUGACUUUCCUGCAUGUCUAUCACCAUGGCACCAUGAUCUUCAACUGGUGGGCAGGGGUCAAGUAUCUGGCUGGAGGCCAAUCGUUCUUCAUUGGCCUGCUCAACACCUUUGUGCACAUCGUGAUGUACUCUUACUACGGACUGGCUGCCCUGGGGCCUCACACGCAGAAGUACUUAUGGUGGAAGCGCUAUCUGACCUCACUGCAGCUGCUCCAGUUUGUCCUGUUGACCACUCACACUGGCUACAACCUCUUCACUGAGUGUGACUUCCCAGACUCCAUGAACGCUGUGGUGUUUGCCUACUGUGUCAGUCUCAUUGCUCUCUUCAGCAACUUCUACUAUCAGAGCUACCUCAACAGGAAGAGCAAGAAGACAUAAAGGCUAUGGACAAUCACGCACUCACUGUGUCGUGCUGUACCUGAAUUAAAUUCACUGUCAAAUGUAAAACAUUUUUAAUACAGUAUCUGGAGAUGCGUUGUUUUUGUGAAGCGUUCUACAAUGUUCCCUAUGGUCUCUACUUCCCACUAGGCGGACGUCAAAAUCAACGUCCACUCCACAUUGGUUCGACGUGAUUUCAUUUCAAUUGCAUGGAAACCACGUUGAUUCAACCAGUGUGUGCCCAGUGUGUUAUUGAUGGCCUUGACUGGCUGUGUACCAAUGAAUACAUCUUUGUCAUUAAUUGAAAGGAACGAGACUGACAUGGCUAUUUUUGUUUGUCACGUAAUGCGCCAUACAACUUAAGUGUAGAGUUAGAGGAGACAUUUUGCAGGUUGUCUCAAUUCAGCGGCAUUACUUUUCAGAGUGCUAGCGUGAAACAUUUGGUUUGUAUGCAGCAUUUGAGAAUGUCCACAAGAGGGCAGAGUCUGUCUAUGGUUGGUGCUUCACUUACCAGCGUGUCAACUGCAGUGGAACUGUUCGCCACUUAUCUAAUUUGCCUGCCACUUGAAAAUUCCCAUAUGUAUACACUACUUUAUGUGGUACUGCUGGUUAUAUCUUGGGCACAUACAUUUCACAUUAUAGCAAGAUAUAUUGUGCUUUAGUUAUUUGAAACUUGUAAUUAGGCAAGGAUUGUGCACUUUGUGCUAUAACCAUGUAAUAACACUAAGUGAGGCUCAUCGGAAAAUGAGAAGAAUUCCUGAACACUGUUUUAUUUGAAUGCUCCCAUAAUGAAAAUGGUCUUCUUUUACUGUGACAUGGCAUUAACCUGCACCUGCGCUAAUUCCAUGGAUGUGCAUACCACCGUAAGAAGAAGAGUCACCAUCUGUAUUAUUGUAAUAGCAUUUAUUUCUUAAACUUGGGAAUAACAAACAUUCAGAAUAUCGCUUUAAACAAACUGUACAUUUAUACACAUGAUAAAGUAGAUUUGACUGUGUUCCAGAAUAUUUCACGAAUGACCAUCCACCACCCCUCCAUUUACCAUCCAGAAAUAUCUUAAGACAAUUCAAACAAAUAAACAAACAACAAAGGAA
Oncorhynchus kisutch (coho salmon) is the source of this 2021-nucleotide messenger RNA. RefSeq names its product elongation of very long chain fatty acids protein 4-like. The record is from RefSeq and is a predicted model, not a curated record. Gene Ontology annotation, cellular component: endoplasmic reticulum membrane. The coding region runs from base 55 to 930 and encodes 291 amino acids. NCBI's taxonomy places the organism in Eukaryota, Metazoa, Chordata, Actinopteri, Salmoniformes, Salmonidae. Gene Ontology annotation, molecular function: fatty acid elongase activity. Gene Ontology annotation, biological process: fatty acid elongation, monounsaturated fatty acid; sphingolipid biosynthetic process; very long-chain fatty acid biosynthetic process. The transcript has 8 exons.